Messenger RNA from Amoebophrya sp. A25, 6256 nucleotides. Lineage: Eukaryota; Dinophyceae; Syndiniales; Amoebophryaceae. The record is from the annotation of a GenBank genome assembly.
GGAUGCAAGAUGACUCUGAAAAUAUAACGAAAAAUGAUGCGUACUGAUCUAUGAUCAUCUCCUCUGUUUCGUUCCCGUCUUCUUAAUAUCGUGCAUCUAGAGGCAUGCCCCUGUCUCUGCGGUGAAACUGAGAGAUGAAGAGGGCGCAGCGCAGCAAAAUAGCGGACCCCGACCAUCAACCUGGGGACCACGACCAUCAACCUGGGGACCACGACCAUCAACCUGGGGACCACGACCAUCAACCUGGGGACCACGACCAUCAACCUGGUCAGUCGCUGUCUUCCAUGUUUGGGCAUGUCGUGUCUUACUUGUGCGGACGUCCGAGCAGAACUCCAAGGUGUACGUGUCGGUCAAGAAUGGGAAGAACACAAAAAAGACCAUGGAGGAACAGGAUAUGCAGGUUUUUCCGUUAUUCUCGGAUGAAUCGGCCAAGUACAACCAUGGGUUCUACGAUAGUGAACACAAGGACCACGACUCAAAAGCCUGAAGUUCGUCAACCUCAAAGUGGUCGUCGUGCAGAUGGAAAUCGAAACGGAAGCGCAGCGACUGCUACAACAGGGAGAUCUUUACCCUCCUCAACAAAUCCACAAGCCAGGAGGAGGCUUCUUCCUUUUCUUAUGAGUGCAGGGAGUGCAUCCCCAAAGUCAUCUGGAAGGAAAAAACAAGAAGAAACCGCGACCCAGAUGAUUUUUACUGGGAUGAAUUGCGUCUACACCUCUAAUCUCCUCGGCCGCUUACCAAUUCCUCCAUCUAUAGACGUCGAUCUUGUCCUGAUCACCUGCUGCUAUACCUGCUGCUUCCUCCUCUUCGCCUUCGUUCACGUGUACACACCGACGAUGCCUAAGUUAAGGAGAAUUACAACAGUUGGUAACACAUCAUCUCUGACCGGAGCAUCUUUUAGCCAUAAUUUUUACUGGAAAAUACCAUCAUCCUACCAAUGACAAAUCAGGGAGUAAUAUCACUCAACAAACUCAGGGAGUAUCAUACAUCCUUGAAAAGUGCUAAACGAUGUUCCACAGGUACCUAGUAGCCCUAGCUCUCUACUAAUUAUGUUAGUAAAUGCGCAAACGAUGCUCGAUUCUUAUAUGGCCUCGUGUACGUGUCAUAUACACUACGAGCUCUGGGUCCGCACCAUGUUUGAUAUGCAUCAGAUCUUCGUACCCGAUUUGCCGGAAUUGUUUUAUGUUGGAUGCUUUGUGUUGAAGUGACCGUACCUAGGUCACGCAUCAUCCUCGGAGGCGAGCAGGUGCCCGUGGGGCUCGUUGUGAAGGAUCCACAACCUAACCUAACCUUUUUUGUACUAGCUAAUCCUAAUCGCUGCAAGCAGAACGGAUACGAAUCCCUCCUCUAAGCAUAAUCGAAGCAAGAUCUUGGAGACCCGAGAUUUCUGAAGAUCAAGGAAUUGAUCCUGAAGAAUAGUGCGGAUUGUCCAGCAGCCAGUGAGGAUGCCAUGUUUUCAGCAGAGGAAAAAGCAAAAUGGAUAGAGCCAGCUUACGUGUCGGACUGUGCGCCGGGUCAUGUGGCAGUGCUGCUGAAUUGCGCAAUGAAAUCGAUAUUGUUGAGUAUGGCUGAAGAUGUUCUUGAAACGGUACAACUGGGUUGACUACAUUUAAGGGUUAACCAAUUACAUCCCCCACAACCAUUCCUCACUCUUUUUCCAGUAGGAAAGAGGUGAGGGAUGUUCUGAAGAAUGUAAUGCUGCAACCUUUACUACAUGAGAAGGCUGAGCACAUUGAAUCAUUACUAGGGUUACGUUGGCUGUCUUGUUGAUUAGGGCUUUUUAUCUCUCGGCAGUAGUUCUCUAAUGCAAGUGAUGAGGAUUCACGGGAACCCAACAAAUUCGGCACUCACAUGGACGUGAGACAUUUCGUACGGUACUAUCAAAUGGCGAACUAUCAGAUGCCCCUCAUCAUCACCUGUCUAGACCGAUCCAUAUGUUAUGGCGUGGAGGAAGAUUGAAAGUGCAAUAAGUGCUUUGAAGAUUACCAAAGGCAAAGGUCGGUAACGUUGAUUAUCAAAGAUGUUGGACUCGUACUAGUCAUAUGGCUUCUCCGCGUUACUUUAUAAGCACACCGCAUAAUAAAAAACUCCUCAGAUUAACUAGGCUCUGCUUUCUAAUAUCCGGGUUUCGAUGUGGACGAAUUUUUCGACAAUUACCGCAUGGCCAUGUUUCACGUGACCGAGGUUUCGAUGGAUAUUGAGAGGCGCACUGGUGUGAAGAAUCCGGUUAUAGAUGUGAGUCCGAAGCUUUUGCGCAAGAUAGUAUGGCGGAGCAGGGAGAACCCAUUAUCGUAUGGUAAAAAGAUUUGUUUAGUAAGUAAUGGCGAAGCCGGGAGAACCCGCUAUCGUAUGGCGGGAAGUAUUCUUUUGGUCUUUUAAGUCUAAACCAAUGAAUAAGAUAGAAGUACGACUUAAAGAUAAGAUUAGAAUGAAGUCGGAUACCCAUUAUACCGAGUAUGUAUUUUACCGACUAAGUAGAUUUAAAUCGCAGCCGUCUUUACUGUCAGACACAUAGUGUCGGUUGUCGUCGCCGACGUCUUUCUAAUUUCCAGAAGCACUUUUCUUCGAGCGGAGAAACAGUGUCUCAUUGCCAGAGCCAGAAGAAGGUUAUCUGAUAAAGCCUGGGCGCGAGGACAAAGAGUGCGCUUUUCUCAAAUCGGAGGAAUGGAUGAAUACAGCUAGUGCUGCAUCCGAAGAAGUUGCGAGCGGCGACGAUCAUAGAGUGGCUAGCAGUUCCGAAGGAGACAAAGUCCCUCACGGCCAACGUGAGCCCUGGACGCGCAAGGGCAGACGGAAAGAGCAACAUUGCGAUCCAAGUAGGAAAUCGAGAUUGCAGCAUCUGUCGGAAACAGAGUGCGCAACCCUGGUCGAGAACGCGUGUAUAUUAGGAAACGAGCUCUGGCUUUUCGGAUUGGACGAAGAGGAUGAGAUUGAGCCACCGUUUUUGCAAGGUACUAGAGGUAGUGCUGGGCAAGGUCGUAGUGCUGGAAGCUUAGGGAGGUCUACUGCUUCAUCAAAAAUGGAUGUGGAGUCAGAGGUAGACGAUGUGCCAUCUUCGACGUUAGGGGACAAAAGGUUUACUCGAGAACAGCAAGCUCGGAAUAGGAGAAAAGAUCGGAGACGAUGGACAACAACAAUGAAAAAAGAAUCAAACAGCGCUGGCGGAUUGGGAGGACCUCAGGACACAUCUACCAUUAGAAGAUUGCAACAAAGCGACUUAUCAAUCACCUCCAGUGACGAGGAGACAGAUUUUCUAACAGAUGACGAACACACUUCUUCUACUGUUUUCGCAGCUAGUAUGGGGAGUAGGAAAUCUUCAAGCAGUACUUCUACGACUUCCACUUCCUUUAUUUUACCUAAGGCCAAGCCGGUCGCUUACGAGUACAGGGUAAACGGGUUGCGAACCUGUGGAGAAUUCGGGAACUAUUUCUUUACCAACAUCCGUCACGGCAAUUUAGCACGUGACUUCCCUAGGAUGUGUGGGAACAGCAGCGCCCAUUUCACCGAUACGCUUUACUUAUGAGCAGAGAUCAUGCAGUUGGAGUUGGUACUCGCAUUAUUUGAUUCGUAUCUAUUUCAGUCGAGUUUCCAUUUUGAUCAGCAUCAACAUUUAUAGUAUACGUUGAGGUCGACCUACUUACAUCCUCUUCUUCUAACCUGAGUCGCGACAGCAAUGCUCGCGGGUGUCUCCGAAGGGAAUCCUUAUCACUUGUUGCACUUGACCGCUCCAGCAUAUUGGCAACUGCAGAAUGAGGCAUAUGGUGUCUGUGCCGACCCUUGGAGUGUGGAUGUGCGUUUCGAAUUCCCAAACCGGAAACAAGAGGAAAAGAUGAAUCACUUCUGGCGGAUAAUCACAGGACAGUACAAGGACAAGUUAUGAAAAGGAAGUAUACUAGAAGUUCAAUGCGCAAGAGAAUAAGAGUCAAUAGCAGUCGAACCUACUCACUUACCCUCUAGUUCGAUACGGAAGAUUCAGCCACUAGAAAUAACAAAAACAAUCAGAAUCUAUAGCAGUCGCAACCACUCACUUACCUUGUUCAAAGUAGCUGUAUCUGUAGCCUACAACCGAACGGCAUCAACAUAUUCUCCACCCUUCCAUCUCUAAAGGCGCCCUCCUCUGGGGAGAAGAAAAGUGAGCAGGUGUUGGAUCAGGGAAGACUGAUGAAAUUUUGGUGGUCAGGGCUGACGUACAAUCCACCGUUACCGUUGGGCCAAGACCUCAAACCGAGAUGCUAUAAACGUAUUUACUGUUUUUACAUAGUACUGACUUGAUGAUGUCGCUGUUGUGUAAUCCGAUUUCGAAUUCGAUGGAAGUGGUUUCCUAAUAUUGUAUCUACAUCAUCAUGUACUUCUAGAACGUCAAGCAAUCCAUUCUCAUUGUUGAGUCUCUACCUUCACUUCCUAUCGCAUCACACAUUACACCAGGUAUCAUUUUCGGUCGCGAAGCAAUCCGGACAGGGUUAGGCGGCUUUGUUACUCCAAGGGUGUUCAACUUCAUGCUGCAGCGUGUUCACAGCCAGUUUUCGGAGGCUAAUUCUCUUGUACCUGGCCAUGGCCAGAGCCUGAAUCCAGACCAGAAAUGCGACUGUUCAAGAGCUGACUUAGAGACGUUUCGAACGACCAAAUGCUGCUCCAUCGAUUGGGACUAUUCAAGACGCUUUCUAUACUACCAAACUGACGACGACAACCCAAAAACGCAUUCUCUAGGAUAUCAGGUGGACCUUCAAGAACAUGAUUGCGAUUUCUUCAGUGAUCCUAGUUGCCUGCACGGGUAUCCAAGAUCACGUGCAGCUGCACAUCUUUUGUCGGCGGACGGUGCUGAGGAAAAGAGCACUUUGGUUGCAGUGGAUUACUCUGCGGAUCGGGAGGUGUAUGUUAUUAUGGCAAGAUUGUCUAUGAUACUCUACCUCUAGAUGUAGUAUCUCUUCAUUCUAGCACUGUUCUCUUCGCUUCGAGUACAUUAGUAUGGCAAGAUGAUGCUAACGGGACAUUAUGCAUUUUGGAACUCGAACUCGUCUCAAUUUCCUUCCAUCACACUAUCUUUCACUAAUCCCCGAAACACUGAGACGUCACAACUCGUUUUCGUCAACAACAUCGAUAACGCAGCAGAAAGAACAGGGAUGAGGACUUUCAAGAUGGUUUUGGUGCAGAGGAAGCCACGCGCAAGACGCAUGAUCGAGAACGUGGACAGCGUCUUAGACUUUCUCUCUCAACACGCCAAGGAGAGAGAUUACAAGCUUGCGGUGUUAUUACGAUUGAAAUAGAGGCAGGAUCAGGAAAAAGAGAGAAUAUGUAGAGUACUCAUGACAGCUUGAACGAGGACGAGAGAAAAUUUAGAAUGAAAUGUCUUCUCCUCAUCGCUAAUCCUCGUUCUCUACCUUGAGGAGAUCACCCCGACGACGCAGUAUUUCGUGGCGAAGCAAGCGGAUGUCUGGAUGGGCUCAACGGGUGCCGCCAAUGCUUGGCUAGUGUUCAUGCGUUCUGGGGCAGUGGUGUUGGACCUCUUUCCCCCACUGAACGGCUUCUGCGAUAGAGGGUGGAACCAAAACCCUGUCACUCACUUCGGAGGCUUGUCGCGACUUCACGGCAGUGUGAAUCACAAUUGCGAAGUGCAUCGAGGAAAUGGAGGGGAGAAGAGGUGGUAUAUUUAUGGCGAGAAGUAGAUAGCCUCACUAAGUAGAUAGAGAUAUUGAAUGACUUUUCACCUCACUACUAGUUGCUGUAAAAAAUAGUACGCCGUGAAGUAGAUCACUACCCCAGAACCUAAUGCCUCUUAAAUGAUACUAGUUGUAUCUCAUUUUCGUUCCUAAACACGAACACCACGACCCUCAUUUUCAUUUUCCGAUCAAGCAGUUUAUCGCUGAAAAUGGUGGAUUCUGGCACAAUCAGAAUAUCUUUAUCGACCUAGAGAAAUUCUCGCCAAUCUGGGAUCGGACGAUUGAAAUUCUGACCCGUGACGAGCGACCCAACGGCACCUGGAACUUCCCGCUUCAACCUGCAGAGUCCGACGCGAAGGGGACAGAUGUCUAUAUUAGGCAUAACAAAUGACGAUGUACAAAGAUUGCGUAAAACGCAACGAAAUCGACGGACACGAAAAGCAAUGAAAAAAUCUAGUGACUCGCAAUGUUCUUGACAUCAGACACUAAUUAACACUACAUCCAACGACUUUGAUAUAUAUGAAACAGUUUCAGACAAUCUAUCAAGGGAAAUUAUUGAGGAUACAAAUUUUUCUGAAGCAGGAGCAAUGCGGCAGGGG